AUGAUUUUAUCUUACAUAUAUAAUAUACUAAAAUUUAAAAAAUGGGAGUUAUUGUUUUUCGCAACAAUUCUAUUCGCUUUAAAAUGGCCUACAAUUAUUACAUUCCGCCCAAAUAUGGACCAUUUUAUAGAACUACAUAAGUGUCCAGCAUGUUUUGGUACUUCUGCUUGUAAUUAUAUCCAUGAAGUGAAUAUUACGCUUAAUGAUUUUUAUUCUGCCUUUUCAUAUUUUUUCGGAGUAAAAAAUGUGUUUUUUGGGGUUUUUAACAAAAAUAAGGUUGUAUUGAAGAAAUUGGCGCAAUCUUUUGAAUUAAAUGAAUUCGAUCGAAUGCUAUGUGAAAACAAACAUUUCUCUCAUAUUUGUACAAAGACUGCAAAAGCAGCAAACAAUAAACUUAACAUCAAUUUUUUGGAGCUCAUUGAGAAGGAAGUCAAUCUGAAUUUUUCAAAGGACAAUUUUAGUCGUUUAAGACUUUGUCCUAGUGUUCAACAUUUGAAUAAUCUCUUACAACAUGUAUAUCAUAAUAAUAAAGAUAUUGAUCCAAAGAUACUUAAUUUAAAUAUUUGGGUACUAACUGCUCUUAAUCCUGAGCCUCUUCUUCUUCAGAUACUACCUGCAGAGAGAAAUUGGCCAGUGCCAAAAUAUCUUGGUGCUUGUGGACGCAUGAUUAUUGAAGAAUAUGUUGGAUUACCAUUAGCUACUUAUUAUAAUGAGCCAUGGUUAUGUAGAGCAAAAAUAUCUUCGAGUCUUUUAGAUGCAGCUUACAUGUUUACUUAUAAGAACAAAGACUUUGGUUUCUAUUUAACUGAUAUAUCAGUUGAUAACAUAGCAGUUGAUUUAAAUAAUAAUGUAAAAUUUGUGGAUUUAGAAAAUGUGAUUAUUGUUGAUAAAAAUAUUGUACCUGCAGAAAGAUCAACAAUAUGGAAUCAAUUACAAGUAAAUACUGAGGAUUUUAGCUGUUCGGAAUGUCUGGCAUUUUCUUCUGCUGAAAUAUGUAAUCAUAAAAUCAGUGAUCAUAAUUAUUAUGCAAUAUGUAAGGUAUUACUAGCAUUAAACUUAAAUAGUAGUAUACUUCAUGGUGGCCUACUACACGAUAUACCUACAGAUAUAUUAGAAACUUAUCCGAAUAUAACUUAUCUAGUAGAACAAUGUGUUACUCCUCAAAUAUCAUUCGAUAGAAUUAAAGCUGGAAUGGAACUUAAAAAAUUGUUAGACAUUAUAUUACAAAAGUAUACAUAA
This is a messenger RNA of Habropoda laboriosa, 1239 nucleotides long. RefSeq names its product deleted in autism protein 1 homolog. NCBI's taxonomy places the organism in Eukaryota, Metazoa, Arthropoda, Insecta, Hymenoptera, Apidae. The record is from RefSeq and is a predicted model, not a curated record. The transcript is spliced from 4 exons. Bases 1 to 1239 code for a protein of 412 amino acids.